Vicia villosa (hairy vetch) is the source of this 972-nucleotide messenger RNA. Its product is annotated as FBD-associated F-box protein At4g10400-like. The transcript has 6 exons. Lineage: Eukaryota; Viridiplantae; Streptophyta; Magnoliopsida; Fabales; Fabaceae. The record is from RefSeq and is a predicted model, not a curated record. The coding region runs from base 1 to 972 and encodes 323 amino acids.
AUGAGUUUGCAGAAAUUGCCAGUCACCAUUCUCACUUGCGAAACCCUAGUGGUUCUCAAGCUUGUAGGUUUCAGAGUGGAAGACGACGAAGCCUAUUCUUGUGUUGUACUUCCAUCACUCAAAACCCUAAUCUUCAAAUAUAUUGGGUUCCCUAAACUUAUAGAUUUUCUCAUGUUUCUAUCUGGAUGUCCAAUUCUUGAAGUUUUACUCACACUUCAUGUGUCAUUUGUUUCCAAUGAAUCUCUAACUUGCAUCGAGUGGAACAGCUUUUGCUUAAAUAACUUGAAUAAAGCUGAUAUCAAUUCUGCAUAUUGUUAUAUUCCGUUAAAACCUUUUCGCAAUGUAACUUCCUUGCGCUUUGAAAUUGAUAAGGUGAAUUUUCGUGAUGAUUUUGAUUUCAUUCCUACUUUUCAUAAUUUGACUCAACUGGAGCUUAGUUCUCUGGAUUAUACUUGGUCGUUCUUACUACAACUUCUCAACCACUGCCCUAAGCUUCAAAGACUUGACGUUGAUCAGGCUGACACGGACAAGAGAACAUGGGGUAGACAAGAUUACAAAGAAUAUUGGGUAGAUCCCGCUGUUGUUCCACAAUGCCUUUCAUUACACCUUAGAACAUGUAAUUUGUUCAACUUCUUAGGCCUUCGAGUUCUACAUAUUCACAUUGUCAUGAUACUUCUGGAAAACUUCAAAAAUAUCUAUUAUGGUAAUUGGUCCUUGCUUCCUGCUUCUAUUAUGUCCAUAGAGCUGUGGGACAUGGCUGAGAACAAGAGCAUGACAAAUCAUGCACAUGUGAAUGUGAUAUCUGCAUUGCCUCAGUCUCCUAUCUGCGUAUGCAUGGGUUUUGCAAAUAAAUAUCAGACAUUUUAUGAUCUACUUCCUAUGGCUGUUGUUAAAGCUUCCAGUAGUUAUCAUAAAGAUACCGAAGUUCUACCGUGUGGAGUGGAUAAUAUGUCAAAGAUACCAAAUCAAUGA